Molecule: messenger RNA, 1089 nt
Organism: Antrostomus carolinensis (chuck-will's-widow)
Lineage: Eukaryota; Metazoa; Chordata; Aves; Caprimulgiformes; Caprimulgidae
Gene: HRH3
Product: histamine receptor H3
Exons: 2
Coding region: 1-1089 (362 amino acids)
Biological process (GO): adenylate cyclase-inhibiting G protein-coupled acetylcholine receptor signaling pathway; G protein-coupled receptor signaling pathway, coupled to cyclic nucleotide second messenger; chemical synaptic transmission
Cellular component (GO): plasma membrane; dendrite; synapse
Molecular function (GO): histamine receptor activity; G protein-coupled serotonin receptor activity; G protein-coupled acetylcholine receptor activity
Source: RefSeq, a predicted model, not a curated record
AUGCAGACCCCCGCAUCUCAACGCCAACAGAGCCCUCCGGUUGCAGGUGCCUUCUGCAUCCCCCUGUACGUGCCCUAUGUGCUGACGGGGAGAUGGAUCUUCGGGAGAAGCCUCUGCAAACUCUGGCUGGUAGUUGAUUACCUGCUCUGCACCUCCUCGGUCUUCAACAUCGUCCUGAUUAGCUAUGACAGAUUCCUCUCGGUGACAAGAGCGGUUGCCUACAGAGCCCAGCAAGGCAACAUCAAGCGAGCGGUGCUGAAGAUGGUGAUGGUGUGGGUACUGGCGUUCCUGCUUUACGGACCUGCCAUUAUCAGCUGGGAGUAUAUCUCAGGUCAGAGCAUCAUACCCACUGGGGAAUGCUACGCUGAAUUUUUCUACAACUGGUAUUUUCUCAUGACAGCCUCCACGCUGGAGUUUUUCACCCCUUUCAUCAGUGUAAUGUUUUUCAACCUGAGCAUUUACCUGAACAUACAGAAACGUACCAAAAUACGCCUGGAUGUUUUCCACGAAGUGCACAACCAGUCCUUCACUGAAGAGAUGGAAAUGAGCCCAGAAGCAAAGCUUUCUUUGAAAUGCUCUAAGUGGGAGCAGAAGGAGCCAACUGAAACCCUAGACCUCUCUGAGAGCAAAGCUCCAGCAGCAGCUUCCACUGCCAGCCUGGGUGCCAAAGACCUGCUGUCAACAGGCUCUGAGAAACCCAAGUAUUGCAACAAAAAGAGCUGUAAAAAUUCAGCAUCCACUCUGUCCUUAGAGAAACGGAUGAAGAUAGUGUCCCAGAGCAUGACUCAGCGCUUCAGGCUCUCUAGAGACAAGAGAGUGGCUAAAUCACUGGCAAUCAUCGUGGGCAUUUUUGGGAUUUGCUGGGCACCAUACACUCUCCUGAUGAUCAUCCGCGCUGGCUGCCACGGCCACUGCAUCUCUGAUUAUUGGUACGAGACUUCCUUCUGGCUGCUGUGGAUUAACUCAGCUGUCAACCCUGUCCUCUACCCUCUCUGCCACUACAGCUUCAGAAGAGCUUUUAUUAAACUCCUCUGUCCCAAGAAGCUAAAGAUUCAACCACACGAUCCCCUUCAGAACUGCUACAAGUGA